Pocillopora meandrina is the source of this 431-nucleotide messenger RNA. The record is from the annotation of a GenBank genome assembly. NCBI's taxonomy places the organism in Eukaryota, Metazoa, Cnidaria, Anthozoa, Scleractinia, Pocilloporidae.
AGAACCAACUUUGUCUGGACAAAGGACCAUGACAUCUUGUUUUGUAGAGAGCUUUUGGUUACUGAGCCAUAUGCCCACAAAGUUAGAAGUGUUGAAAGAGCAAAAGCCUGGGAGCAGAUUGCCUCCAAGCUCCAAAGUUUAGAGUUACAACUAGAUCCGUACGUGGUCGCUACACACUUCUGACAACCAGAAAAGCAGAGCAGUUAAGAGAGGAGGAGAAAGCUUCAGGGAUAGAAGUUACACCAACAGAAAUUGACUUGUUAUUGGAAGAAAUUUUGGAGAAAGAGAAAGCUGCUAGAGCUGAGAUCGAGUCUGGAGAUACCAAAAAGAGAAAAGCAGAGCAAGACAAGGCAGGUGCUGACAACAUUAGAAGACUGGCAAUGGAAAGGAUGUCUCAGACUAAACCAGGGAAAGUGAUGUGGGAGAAACUU